This is a messenger RNA of Racocetra persica, 678 nucleotides long. NCBI's taxonomy places the organism in Eukaryota, Fungi, Glomeromycota, Glomeromycetes, Diversisporales, Gigasporaceae. The record is from the annotation of a GenBank genome assembly.
AUUCAGAGAAUGUAGUAUUGGAAGAUACGACUGUAAUGACUUACACAGAAGAUAUAGAAUAUCAAGAAUUCAACAAAGUAUAUGAUGAAUAUGUUGAAAAACAUAAUAAAAUAAUUGCAAAACUAUUAGAACCAUCAGCUGAGCAUAAUUUAACAGAGCUUCCAAAAGUUGUUGUUGUUCAGCCUGGCAUGAGUUCAGGAUACGGAAAUCGUCUACCUUCAAUAGUUUGCGGUUUUAUAUAUUCAUUAAUUUCUGAUAGAUUAUUUUUUAUUAAUGGAUAUAAGAACUUUGAAAAUUAUUAUGAGAAAGAUUUCGAUCAUGACUGGGCAACUGUAGAAAAUUUAUAUAAAGAUAGUACUUUUAAAUAUAUACACGAUAAAGAAACGUAUAAUGAUUUUCCAUUAGUGACAAGAGGAAAUUUUAGUAGUAAAGAAAUAACUAAAUACGAAAUUUUAGGAGUCAGCACAUUGGAUUACCCAUGCGCGCCAAUAACGUCAAAUCCUUAUUAUAUGAAAUGGUUUAAUAAAGCGAUAUCCGAUUACAGAAUUUUUACUGCAGUUAGCUUAAAAUUAUUAAGGUUGCACCCAAAUAUUAGCAAACAAGUAGAAAAUUUUACAAGCAAUAAUUUUGGAGAUUAUAAUAUAGGAAUUCAUUUAAGAGAAAAUAAGCCACCUUCUG